This is a messenger RNA of Raphanus sativus (radish), 1842 nucleotides long. Its product is annotated as zinc finger CCCH domain-containing protein 29. The record is from RefSeq and is a predicted model, not a curated record. Lineage: Eukaryota; Viridiplantae; Streptophyta; Magnoliopsida; Brassicales; Brassicaceae. Gene Ontology annotation, molecular function: protein binding; metal ion binding.
AGAAAGGUAGACGAAAGAAAGAGGGCAACGUCCUCUCUUCUUCUUCUUCUUCGCAACGAAGCUUUCUUAUAAAAGGAGCCUUUACAUCUCUCCCUAUUAAUCCUUCUUCUUUAGAAACACAAACCCUUCUUCUACUUCUUCUUUAACCCUGCAAAGUUAUAUCUUCUUCUCACAGAAGAGAUGUGCGGCUCCGAGAGAAACCUCUGCUCUUCAAGAACCGUGAGGGCCAAGUUAGAAGAAGGUGUUGACGCCACCAUUUAUCUUCUUGAAUCCGCAGCCUGCGACGAUCUUCAAUCGUUCAAGAGACAAACCGAAGAGAACUCGGUAGAUAUCAAUGAACCGGGCUUGUGGUACUGCAAACGGGUCGGGUCCAAGAAGAUUGGUUUCCAAGAAAGAACACCUCUCAUGGUUGCUGCUAUGUACGGAAGCAUCCAAGUUCUAAGUUACAUAAUCUCCACAGGAAGAAGAUCCGACGUGAACAGAGUUUCAAGCGACGAGGAGAAACUCACUGCUCUUCACUGUGCUGUUUCUGGCUGUUCUGUCUCUGUCGUCCAAGUCAUCAAGAUCUUGCUUGAUGCCUCUGCUUCACCUAACUGCCUUGACGCUAAGGGGAAUAAACCGGUUGACCUAUUGGUUCGUGCUUCUCGGUUUAUACCUAACCAAACUAGAAAAGCGGUUGAGAUUUUGUGAACCGGAAUUAGUUUAGAAGAGGAGGAAGUGGUGAAGAGUGUUGUGACUAAGUAUCCAGCCGAUGCAUCCCUUCCCGAUAUCAACGAAGGUGUUUACGUGACCGACGAGUUUAGGAUGUUUAGCUUCAAGGUCAAGCCAUGUUCUAGGGCUUACUCUCACGACUGGACCGAGUGUCCUUUUGUUCACCCUGGUGAGAACGCCAGGAGGAGAGAUCCGAGGAAGUAUCCUUACACUUGUGUCCCUUGUCCUGAGUUUCGUAAAGGGUCUUGUCCUAAAGGAGAUUCUUGCGAGUACGCGCACGGUGUUUUCGAGUCUUGGCUUCACCCUGCUCAGUAUAGGACCGGCUGCGCAAGGAAGGUUUGUUUCUUUGCUCAUAAGGAAGAGUUGAGAGCUGUUAACGCUUCAACUGGAUCAGCAAUGGUUUCACAGCCAAUGGGUGAUAAUGGUGUUACUUUGUCUCCAAGAAACGAUUGUUUAUGGCAGAACAGAGUUAAUAGUCUUACACCACCACCGUUGCAGCUUAGCGGUAGUAGAUUGAAGUCUAGUUUGAGUGCUAGAGAUAAGGAUAUUAAGAUGGAGCUAAGGCUUCGUGGUUCUUAUGAUUCUUCUUCUUCUGUGAUGCAACAUCAAUCUCCAAGCAGGAACCACGGGUUCGAGUCUUCAGCAGCUAUGGCAGCUGCGGUGAUGAACGCGAGAUCCUCAGCGUUUGCUAGACGCAGUUUGAGUUUCAAGCCAGCUCCGGUAGCUACUUCGAAUGUUGUCUCGGAGUGGGGAUCACCAAAUGGGAAGCUUGAGUGGGGAAUGCAAAGGGAGGAGCUGAACAAGAUGAGGAGAAGCGCCUCCUUUGGCAUUCAUGGAAACAACAACAAUGUGUCGCGUCCUGUUAGAGACUACAGUGAUGAGCCAGAUGUGUCAUGGGUGAACUCUUUGGUGAAAGACAGUGCGCCAGAGAGAGCCUUUGGGUUGAAUGAGCGGGUAGGGAACACGUUUAAGCUGCCGUUGUGGGCAGAGCAAAUGUACAUAGACCAUGAGAAGCAGCAGAUUGUGGCAUAAGAAGUAGAAAGACUGAGGGGGGUGUAUUGAAUUGUUGAUUUUAGAGUGUUUUGGUUUUGUUUUAAAAUCCCCUGUUAUUCAACUAAUGAUUUCUAUUUU